Ramularia collo-cygni is the source of this 1110-nucleotide messenger RNA. RefSeq names its product related to oxidoreductase. The transcript has 2 exons. The record is from RefSeq and is a predicted model, not a curated record. Lineage: Eukaryota; Fungi; Ascomycota; Dothideomycetes; Mycosphaerellales; Mycosphaerellaceae. Gene Ontology annotation, molecular function: oxidoreductase activity. Bases 1 to 1110 code for a protein of 369 amino acids.
AUGGCUGGUACUACGGCGAUGAUGCGAUCCCUUGUAUCACCCCAAUUUGGCGAGCCUUCCAUCUACGAGCUUCGAGAUGGCGAGAUGCCAAACGUCAAGAAACCAACCGAGAUUCUCAUCAAAGUCGAGGCGGCAUCAAUAAACGCGCAUGAUGUGAUCAUGGCUUCAGGUCGGACCAAGGCGAUACAAGUCCUCCCCCUUCCAUAUCCAAUCGGGCUAGACUUUGCGGGGACUGUUCUCGACAGCGGCAGUGCAGUCUCCAGUUGCGGACCAGGCGACAGUGUCUAUGGCUUUAGCGCCGCGGGAGGGACGGCAGCCACCCACCUCCUCCUAGAUACUGCGAAAGCGCACACACACGCGAUUGCUUGUAUUCCUGCGGGGUUAGGCAUGGUCGAAGCAGCAGGACUGCCAGCCGUUGCCAUCACAGCUAUGCUCGCUCUCCAGCACGCAGACAACUUUCUUCCAGGUGGCUUGCAAGGCAAGACUGUGUUCAUCCCUGGAGCUCUCUCCGGCGUUGGAUCCAUCGCCCUUCAGAUCGCAAAGCGGAAGUACAACGCUCGCACUUUGACUGCCGCUUCAGGAGGGAAGAUCCCAAAGAUAGGGGAUUGCCUUGGCCAGGAGGUCGUCGACACAGUUUUCGACUACACCCAAGUCAACGUUACGAAGAAGAUCGGAAAAGGUGAGGUGGACUUCGUGUUUGACACCACGGGACUUGCCUCGGAAUAUCUUCCCAUGAUUAAGCGUGGUGGUCUUUGCCUCAGCAUUGCCAGGCUUCCUCCUGGGUCCGCUCUCAAAGAUGAGUCGCCCGACGCACCGCAUCAAAGUCGACUCGCCUGCAUUGGACAGAACGUCAUGGACGGCAUGGAUAAUGCGUUCAGAACAUGGGCCAAGACCAUGUACGGCGUAGUAUAUGUGUAUCAAAAGACAGAGCCCAACAAUUCACAUAUGCAGGAGCUGAACAAUUUGAUACAGUCCGGGGUGUUGCAGCCUGUCAUUGGGAAGACGGCAGGAUUGAAUGAGAUUGAGAAGAUACGGGAUGGUUGUACGGCGAUACUGAAAGGUAAAGGAGGGAUUGGGAAGUUCGUCAUCCUGAUGGAUGAUGAGRAUUGA